Messenger RNA from Mycena indigotica, 1116 nucleotides. RefSeq lists its product as uncharacterized. NCBI's taxonomy places the organism in Eukaryota, Fungi, Basidiomycota, Agaricomycetes, Agaricales, Mycenaceae. The record is from RefSeq and is a predicted model, not a curated record. The transcript is spliced from 3 exons. Bases 1 to 1116 code for a protein of 371 amino acids.
AUGGGGACGUUUCCGGUAUAUCACGUUCCCGCGCACGGACCUCCAAGACAUUCGAACGAGCACGUUUUCCGAGCACUACUGUCCGAAAAGUCCAUGCUGUCCAUGCAACUGUUGUCCAGUUGUUCCAACCCCACAAAGUUCGGACAAUCUAUUCUCGUCGGGUUGAUAGCCACUAAGCCUAUCGGGGGAGGCAGAAUGCCCCCCUCUGCAACCGAGGUCUAUCACUCGCUCGUCUCCCAAAAACACGGCAUCCCGCUUUUCACGCCAGAACCCAACCAGAACCUCCCCAUCGAAUACCAGCAGGUCGGGGUCAGCAUCGGCGAUGUCGGCGUCUGGCGCGAUGGCUCGUUCGAAGUCCUCUUCAACGCUUGCUCGCCCGCAAAUCACUCCAUCAACCAGGAUAGCAAUACUGGGAACGGAGUUCCCAACGGGUUCGAACCAUUCGGGUUGGAGAGACGUUCAGUGUCCAAAAGAAUGUAUCAUUCGCCUGGGUCGAUUAUAACCACGGCGAGAGUAUGCGAAAUGUCGCUGGGAGUUGGAGCAUCGUCUGUUAUUCCACCAUGUAUUCCGACCAGUGCAGGAAGCAGCGUCAAGCUCAGUUUUCGCUCUUCAGUUGGCGCAGUGCUUGUUCUCCCCAACGGAGCCUCCAGAGAAGACCUUCUGCCGAUAUCACAUUUCCGCAAAUAUGUCCACGACCACGCUGAAUCAUGGUACGAGUUUGCAGAAAACUCAGGCUUCAUCCCAGCUGCCUCGGACCUUCUUUCCUCCAGAGCCAUCCAAACAACCCCUGCUAAUAGUAAUGCCCAAAGCGACACAUUGUUUGUUGUGACAGGCUGCGACAAGACCUCGGCUUGGGGCAUCACGACUGCAUGCGGUUUAAGCACAAGUGUGGGCUUCUCGUGGAAGCUCGCGCUGGUCGGGCUUGUCGAGGGCUCGCUGGAGCCAAAAUUUGAAUGGCAUCAUAUCACGUCGGCGACGGUCCGGACAUCGACUGACGUUGGUUCAGACCGCGAAAACCAAUGUGUGUUUGUACGUGGAUUCUUCAUCUCGAGACGGCCUAUUGGUGGACCAAGGUGGAAGAGUGUGGUAGGUCGACUAGUAAACGGCCGAUAUUGA